This is a messenger RNA of Exophiala aquamarina CBS 119918, 1149 nucleotides long. RefSeq lists its product as uncharacterized. Gene Ontology annotation, biological process: intracellular protein localization. The record is from RefSeq and is a predicted model, not a curated record. Gene Ontology annotation, cellular component: plasma membrane. The transcript is spliced from 3 exons. Lineage: Eukaryota; Fungi; Ascomycota; Eurotiomycetes; Chaetothyriales; Herpotrichiellaceae. Bases 1 to 1149 code for a protein of 382 amino acids.
AUGGCGCACGCACAUGGAAGCCCCGAGCAAGAGCUCGAGCAGCGGAAUAGACUGCCAACCCUGAUGGAAGUGCUGGGCAGAAGGACAUUAGCACCUGUCGAUUUGUUUUCAUUUUACAUUUACAUGCGAGAUCAACAGCGUUCAGUCGAUUACCUGGAUUUUUGGCUCGAUGUGUCCCAACACAUGUCUCUAUGUCGACACUACGUCCGAGAACUACGACGAUCAAUGUUGGUUGACACGCCGGAGAUGGAAAAGGCCACCAGUAAAAGGUCCUCACAAUUACUUGAGACCUUCGACAUCGGCGAGGCCGUCUCAGAUCACAGGAAAAGCGGACAUGAAUCAAGAGUCUCAGCCUUCCUGAGGUCGGAGAAUUCCAAUGCGCGGAAAUCUACCAGCAGAGAAGGCCACACCGAUCAUUCUCCGUCUCAUAGCAUGACAUCUGGGCAUUCAAGAAACUUCAGUCGUCCAUCAGGAGAUCGUCCCUCGCCCUCUGAACAACUACCGCAGCCUAACUUCUCUACACCUGAGGUGCGAACUGAUUCAAACUCCCCUGGGCAUAGUGUUGCUCGAGCGGAUAUCAAGGCUAGUGCGGAGAAGAUCCUGUACACCUUCGUCUUACCCGGGUCAGAACGUGAGAUUGUUCUCCCAGACUCUAUGCUGAACAGAAUCAUUCGAGCUAUUGAAGAGGAAGGUCGAGAUGACCCAGAAGUCUUCGACGACGCCAAAGACUACGUUUUCCAGGCAAUGGAAAGGGACGCAUUCCCUGGCUUUCUCCAAGCCAAAGCAUUGGGCAAUCUGGUCCCACUUAGCGUUCUGAUAAGACUCAUCAUAGGUUUAGCCAGUUUGAUGGCUGGUUUCUGGGGUGGUUUUUACAUGAUCUUGAGUGAUGAAUCAAGACGGACGAGGUGUAUUCUAAUACUCCCCUUCACCAUCGGAGCCUAUUUCCUCAUUUCUUACCAAUACAAACUCGACAUCCUAGCCGCAUACCUCGGAUUUAGUGAAUACACGUGGAUGAACUGGUCACGAGUGCGAGAGCCUUUCGUUCGGAGACUGCUCCUAACAAGGGCGACCAUGGCAUUGCUCAUGUUCGCCGCCGUUGCAGUCGCAUUGAGUAUACUCUUUAUCUUCGUGCCGGGGACGAGGUUUUAA